Messenger RNA from Cygnus atratus (black swan), 2908 nucleotides. It is a transcript of the gene CFAP20DC, whose product is annotated as CFAP20 domain containing. Lineage: Eukaryota; Metazoa; Chordata; Aves; Anseriformes; Anatidae. The transcript is spliced from 17 exons. The coding region runs from base 341 to 2770 and encodes 809 amino acids. The record is from RefSeq and is a predicted model, not a curated record.
AAUUCUGCAAGUUGCGUGUAAAGGCUGCCUCCGCCACUUCAGGCAUAGGAACGCUGGCAGUCUUAGUAUAGUUUAUUAAUGGUCUUUUUGCCCAUUUAUUAUGUUAACUUGUGUUUUGAGAAAAUAUAUAGCAGUGUUACAAACCCAGCUUUAAAUAUUCAAUAUGUGGAAUUCAUUUGUCUAGAAGAUGCUAAAACCCUUCAUCAGUGAUGAACUGCUUUCCCUGGUGUGUCCCAGCCUACCAUAAAUCAGCACUGGCUUUGGGCCCAUGAUGGGUAGUGUAUAAGUGUCUUUACUGAUUGAAAACCUGAAAUAUUUUUUUUGCUGUGAAAGCUGGAAAAUGUUCAAAAAUCAGUAUCAGGGUGGUCCAUUUGUUGAAAUAUUCAGUGCUCAAGGCAAGAACCCAGGAGCAAAAUGGAAGAUUUUUGGCAAUCCUUCAGCUAUAUGGAAAGAAUAUGAUAAAGAAAUAAAGGGCUUUGUUUUUGUACUUGAAGGAAGCAGUCAAAUCAACAGAAUGCAGCUACCAAAGGAAACUAAACAAGCUCUGGGACUGAUCCAGCAGUUUCUGACACUUCAGAUUUUUGUGCCAAUGGGACAAGACUUCUCCACUGAGUUACUGAUAACUGAUUUAGGAAAUAUUAAAAGAAGAUUGUAUUUAUCAACGGUCCACAAGGAGUUGUCUGUAACCCCUCUGCAUGCAAAAAUUCCUCUACAUAUGAUCAAGCGCAAAAUAUGGUGCAAUAUGUGUAUUGACUUGGUAGCAUUCACCAGUGAAAUAUUCAGAGGAGCUGUCUUCCAGUCUUUGGAUGGAAUUAUUAUUUCAGCUAACUGUAAGCUGAGAAAGAUCUUCACUUUAAAAUCCAAGCCUCAAGAUACAGCCGAGGAAGAUGGUAUGUGCUUUGUUCCAUUUACACCAUAUGAGACCAUAGAUGUUAUUCCUCGAACCUGCCAGCUAAAUACAGAUGUGCCACAAGUUACACAAUUGCUGAACUUGGCUAAAAUUCACAAGCCAGAAAUAAAAUGCAGGAGUUAUCCAGUAACAAUGCAAGAAACAGGAUGCUUGAUUAAUAGGGGAAAAGGCAAUAUACGCAGCAAUAAAACUCAAGACAUAUCACAUAUUGCAUUUGGAUCAAAGAUCCUUGGACCACCUCCAUCUUCAAACAGAAGAGUCAGUACAAGGGUAUCUGGAGAGGUAACAAGGACUGUGGGUUGCAAAAGUAAUAGAUCAUGCCGACUUCAAAGUUCAGGAAAAGGAACUGAAUCCCGACUUCAAAGUUCAGGAAAAAGAACUGAAUCCCUACAAGACAUUGAGAGAUUGGAGCUGUCAUUCUCACCAUGCAAUGAUUCUUUAGAUCAAGGAGGCAAAAGAAAUACUCACCGAACAGCUGAAGAUGUACAUCAAAAUGACUCUGCGAUUCAGACUCAGAAAAUGUCUGAGAAUGGAAGAGCAGAUUUUCAGCUCCCCUCACCACAAGAUCUAUCACCAGACAAGAACAAUCAUGGAAGAUUAUGUAUAAAAAAUGCAGCCCAAAACACAUGGGAGAUAACCAGUGAUGAAUGGGUGUUUCCAGAAAGUUUCAAGGAGAGUGUUCAGUUGGAUAAGAGUGGACAGUUUGUAACUACUCAAGAUUCAGCCUGCCAUAGUUUAACCUCACCACAGAAUGCCUCUGCUGAACAUCAUAGCAAUGAAACAGGUGAUCACCAUGUGAAUCAUAAAGAGAUUUUCACAUUUUCAUCAAGACCUCGGUCAGCUCCUCAUGGGAAAUCUCCAAAUAGGUCACCAGAACAUUGCAUUUUCCCUUUGGAUUUGAGGCAAGACAGUAACCAAGUCCAUGGGGAAAUCCAGGUUGCAGAUAACUUUCAAGGAAUUGACAGCAGUGAAGAGGAUGACAACAAUAAAUUUAUCCAGGGUACUGAGAACCUAGAGAUCAGUGUCAGCAGGCAAGGAACAUCUGAUUCAGCAAUUUUUGAAGAGAACACAUUAAAGAGGAUGCCAUGGAGAAAUGAAUACUGGAAGAAUAAGGAACACAGCAAACAAAACCUCGAGGAAACCAUCUUGUCAAAACCACAGAGUUCCACUGUGAGAAAAACAGAUUCUGUUAUCUCUCAGAGAAGCUUAAAGCCUACCCUUUCUCUUUCUCCAACUGGAAGUAAAUCUGAAUUCUUUAACAUCAUUCCAAAUGCAUCUGAAAAAACUGAAAGACCUGAAGGAGUUUCUGGUCAAAUAAAACCAUCAAUUAGUAAGAAGUCCCUCAAGAAAAUAUCAAGAGAAAAUUCAUGUCUGACAACACAGACUUGUGAGUAUGACUGGAAAAACUACCAGACAAGUAGACUGAGUGUAUCUGAACUGCAGAUGCUGGCUAGCAUGAGGAGGCAACAAAAUGAAGAAUUAAGGGAUACAGAGAUCUCUCAUGGGCUAAGCGCAUCACAGAUAGACAACUGCAAUGUUAGCAUAAGUACAAGCAGUGAUGAUACAGCAACCUGGAAUUCUUGUUUCCCACCACCCGUCAGUCAGGAGCAUCACUAUCAGAAAGAAAUGAGCCCACUUUCUCAUUCCAACCCACGAGACUGGUUGAACGUGUUCAGUCCACCCCUCACUCCUGCAAGCCAAAAACUGGACGAGCACACUAAAUCUUCAACAAAUCAGAGUAUUCCAGGUGAAGAUGACCUCAAUGCUGAAGAAGAUGAGGAAGUCUUGACUCUUUUGUAUGAUCCAUGUCUGAACUGUUACUUUGACCCAAAUUCUGGGAAGUACUAUGAAUUGGCAUAGUCAGAUCAUGAGAUACAUUAUUUUAUAGUCAGAAUGGGUUUAUCUUUUAACUGUUUGUAAAGUGUGACUGAGCUGUAUAAUUUAUCAUGUAACUUAAAACAUGAAUUAACCAACAGUUUUGCAAACAAAUGAAUAUAU